Messenger RNA from Acaulospora colombiana, 234 nucleotides. Lineage: Eukaryota; Fungi; Glomeromycota; Glomeromycetes; Diversisporales; Acaulosporaceae. The record is from the annotation of a GenBank genome assembly.
ACCGAUGAGGAACCCCCCCAGGCGGCCCUCAAAGCUCGGAUGAGGCAGGUUGUAGGCACAUUCGGCGACAUAAUGAAAUUGAUGAUUAUUAUUUCUGAUAGCCCCAUGAUUUUUCGGGCACCCGCCAGCAUGCUUGUAGUGAUAGUCAUUGAGAUGUUUGCAGACACUGUCCAAGAUAACUCGCCCGCACGGUUGGAUCCUCUAUCGUCCAGACGCUUAGCAUCGACCUCUUAG